Messenger RNA from Pygocentrus nattereri (red-bellied piranha), 2873 nucleotides. It is a transcript of the gene slc23a1, whose product is annotated as solute carrier family 23 member 1. Gene Ontology annotation, cellular component: membrane. The transcript is spliced from 14 exons. Lineage: Eukaryota; Metazoa; Chordata; Actinopteri; Characiformes; Serrasalmidae. Gene Ontology annotation, biological process: transmembrane transport. Bases 65 to 1969 code for a protein of 634 amino acids. Gene Ontology annotation, molecular function: transmembrane transporter activity. The record is from RefSeq and is a predicted model, not a curated record.
UGGCUUUCUGAGGCCCUCCAAAGAAUGAGGAGGCACGUGGCUGCUGCUGCUCGAUGACACCAAUAUGGGGCCUGCAGAGCUCACAAAUAUAUCCAGCCUCUGUGAAGGGCCAAGGAAGCACACAGAGAUGGCAGCUGAGCCUGAGUUUUCACUUCUAGAUGGCGGCAUGUCAGCCGAGGUGCAGGAGCUGGGUGGUGAGGAGUCCAGACCGCCUACAGGAUCCAACAUGCAGGCACCAGGCUUUGAUAUGAUUUACAGGAUCGAGGAUGUACCACCCUGGUACUUGUGUAUGUUGCUUGGACUUCAGCACUACCUGACAUGUUUCAGCGGGACAAUCGCUGUGCCAUUCCUAUUGGCUGAUUCAAUGUGUGUGGGGCGGGACCAGUACACCGUGAGCCAAUUAGUUGGUACAAUUUUUACCUGUGUGGGCAUCACUACUCUCAUACAGACCACCUUUGGAGUCAGGUUGCCCCUGUUCCAGGCCAGUGCAUUUGCUUUCCUUAUCCCUGCUCAGGCCAUUCUAGGACUGGAGAGGUGGAAGUGUCCUCCUGAAGAGGAGAUUUAUGGAGACUGGACCCUUCCUCUCAACACCACUCAUAUCUGGUACCCCCGGAUUAGAGAGAUUCAGGGAGCCAUCAUCAUAUCCAGUUUGGUAGAAUUGGUUAUUGGGUUGGUGGGGCUCCCUGGGCUCCUGCUCAACUCCAUCGGGCCACUGACUGUUACGCCCACUGUGUCCCUCAUCGGCCUGUCCGUCUUCCAGACUGCAGGGGAACGAGCAGGCAGCCACUGGGGCCUCUCUCUGCUGUGUGUCUUCUUCAUUGUGCUCUUCGCUCAGUAUCUGAGAAACUGGGCCUUCCCUUUUCCAUUUUAUUCUAGACAGAAAGGCUGUCACACCACUCGCUUCCAGAUAUUCAAGAUGUUUCCGAUCAUCAUGGCUAUCAUGCUGGUAUGGCUUGUGUGUUAUAUUCUCACUCUGACAGACGUGCUGCCCAACGACCCAUCAAAGUAUGGCUACAAGGCUCGCACUGAUGCCAGAGGGGAGAUCAUGUCCCAGGCUCCGUGGUUCCGCAUCCCCUAUCCCUGUCAGUGGGGCUUACCCACAGUAACGAUAGCUGGCGUGCUGGGAAUGUUCAGUGCCACACUAGCUGGCAUAGUGGAGUCUAUUGGAGAUUACUACGCCUGUGCCCGUCUCUCUGGAGCUCCCCCACCCCCUGUUCAUGCCAUCAACAGAGGGAUCUUCACAGAGGGCGUGUGCUGCAUCAUUGCAGGCCUGCUGGGCACAGGAAAUGGCUCCACUUCUUCUAGUCCUAAUAUCGGAGUGCUUGGUAUCACCAAGGUGGGCAGUAGACGAGUGGUGCAGUAUGGUGCAAUCAUAAUGUUGGUUUUGGGGACCAUUGGCAAGUUCACAGCUCUGUUUGCCUCACUCCCAGAUCCAGUGCUUGGAGGCAUGUUCUGUACCCUGUUCGGUAUGAUCACGGCUGUGGGUUUGUCUAACCUGCAGAGUGUGGACCUGAACUCCUCACGGAACCUUUUUGUUCUGGGCUUCUCCAUGUUCUCUGGCCUUAUGCUUCCCAACUAUCUGGAAACUCACCCAGGCAGCAUCCAAACAGGUAUGCCAGAGUUGGAUCAAAUCCUUACAGUGCUCCUGACUACGGAAAUGUUUGUUGGAGGAUUCUUAGCAUUUUUAUUGGACAACACCAUACCAGGGACGAGAAAAGAGCGUGGCCUCUUAGAGUGGAAGGCUGAGGAUUCUUCUGUUACAGGUGGUGUGAACUCAGACACAUAUAACUUCCCCGUUGGCAUGGGGCUGGUAAGGCGGCUUGGCUGCCUGCGCUACCUACCUAUCUGCCCCACUUUCCAGGGCUUUAAGCUACGCCAGCGCAGAAACAGCUCGUGUGAGGAACAGGACUUCAAGAAAGUUAAAAGUGUGGUGAUUGACACUCCAGUGAAUGUAACCACCAAAGUGUAGCCAUAAUUUUGUACUUUACUGCUUGAAUUUAUCGUACUUUUACAAAUGCUACCAGAUUUUUCAAGGGACAUUUUUUCAUGUAUUUAUUGCUGCAUUAUGAGCACUAAAUGUUGAAUUCACACUUUAAAUUAUAAAUAUACACGUAUUCACAGUGCCAAACUGUGAGCGGGUCUUUUAAUUCAGAAUGACAUUGAGCAGAAGGUGAUUAAUUUGGCUAAAAUAAAUGGAGCGUAAAUUGUUUGUGAGUAUUUAAUUGUAUACAAAAUUCAAAAGUGAUCAACAAAAAACUCAAAAAAAUUCUUCAGAUUCUACAAGAGUAAAGAUGCAAUCAUACAUCUUUUUGUAAAAAUACAAUGUUAAGCAUUAACUUAAAUGAACACAGUUCUACUAUGUGAUGUAGGAUAUUUAAGAAAAAGGCUUGAUAUAUUGUUAAAACAAUCAAUGUAUCUGACAUACAUACUUCUAAAGUUUAAAAAAUAUACACCCUCUUUUGUCUUAGUAAAUUAAUCGUUAGGUGGGAUGUGUAUGUGUACAAGAGUGCCUAAGGGCAGUGCAACAUUUCAGCUAAAUACUCCUGAUUUAGGCACUGGUCUGUGGAUCUGUCUCUUUGUUUCUGUUUUCAUUGAUUUAAAAGAAGCAUAGACAGAUCUCCAUCCCUCAUUCAGCUCAUUCAUCACAAAAGUUCAGUGGGAUUUGCAGAGAGGCCUUCGGUGAGAGCACAGACCUCUUGUAAGCAGAAGUGACAGAGAGAGAACAAUAAACACAUCUACAAGGCACCAAAGGAAAGUGACCCGAUACAUACUUUACAAUACUGUGCGGAUCAGUUCCAAUUAAACAAUUUUAGCUCAUAUAAUAGUUAUAAUGAACAUAACUAUUUCAAAAUAAAAUGACACUGUGCAGCUUA